CAGUGAAACUUCACCCUUUGCAACCCUUUACCAAUCUCUGCGAUCCAUAGAAAAUUAAGAAGCUGAUAUAGAGCUAGUUAUACAAGAAUUCAAGCCAUUCUUUUAGUUACACCCAUAAUAAAUCAAACAAAACCAUACUACAUUUGUUCUAUCACUCACUAGCUUCAUAAAUUUUUCAGAACAAAGCUCAUUUUCUCCAUGGGAUCUGUCUUCACUCUAUCACUCAUGCUUCUUACAUCCAUAUCAGUAGCAUUAUCAAACAAUGAAGCUCAGAAUAUCAAAUCAGCUCGCCUUCUUGAUCUUCUCAUCCGAGACUACACCUUCAAGACCUAUGAUACAUACUUCAAGACAGGAACACUGCACAAUGUUCACUUACCAGCAAACUUCUCUGGCAUCAGAGUCGAUACAGUGAGAUUCAGAUGUGGCAGUCUCAGAAGGUACGGCGCGCAGGUAAAGGAAUUUCAUCUAGGCACUGGUGUUUCUGUUAAUCCAUGUGCAGAGAGGGUGAUGGUAGUUACACAAAACUUGGGAUAUAAUUGGUCAUCUAUAUAUUAUGCCAACUAUAACUUGUCUGGGUACCAGCUUGUAUCCCCAAUUUUAGGCCUAUUAGUUUAUAAUGCUGGUACUGAUGUCAACUUUAGUAACCCUUUUGAGGUAGGAAUUCAAGCUCUAGAAAAUCCUAUCACAAUAGACUUCAAAAACAUCACGAGGGUGAACAAUGAAUUAGGUCUUACAAGGCCUUUAUGUGCUAGCUUUGAAGGUGAUGGCAAAGUGACACUAGCAAGGGAGGCUUCACCUUACAUCUGUGUUGCGAAAAGGCAUGGCCAUUUCGGCUUGGUGGUUGAGAAGCCAUCACCAGUUCAGCUGAGGAAGAAAGUUAGCCAGUGGAAAGUGGCAAUUGGUAUCACACUGGGUUGUGCAAUAGGUGUUUUUCUUUUGGGGUUUCUUCUGGUGGCAAUGCUUGUGAAGGUGAAGAAGAGAUCAAGGAUAGAGGAGAUGGAGAGAAGAGCUUAUGAAGAAGAGGCUUUACAGGUAUCAAUGGUUGGACAUGUUAGAGCUCCCACAGCUUCAGGAACACGAACGACGCCAACGAUUGAACAUGAGUACAAACCUCCUCAUCCUCAUUGAAAUACUGCAUUCAUUUUUGUUCAUACUUGAUUCUUUUUUGUAACACUAUUAGAUGAUUUGUAAAAUAUAUUUAUUUUUUGACGACAUUAAAUUUAGUUAAUUGAAAUUUUCGAAGGCCCCGUACGUGAUCCAAAGUAUGUGAGUUCUAUUUUAGACUU
Messenger RNA from Argentina anserina (silverweed cinquefoil), 1286 nucleotides. RefSeq lists its product as uncharacterized. NCBI's taxonomy places the organism in Eukaryota, Viridiplantae, Streptophyta, Magnoliopsida, Rosales, Rosaceae. The coding region runs from base 199 to 1128 and encodes 309 amino acids. The transcript has a single exon. The record is from RefSeq and is a predicted model, not a curated record. Gene Ontology annotation, cellular component: membrane.